GUGUGUACGCAUUCACCUGACCAAGUACUGAGACUAAAACGACUUCACCGUCUCCAGCAACGCCUUGGAGAAAGUCCUCGCCGGAGGGGUCAGAGGUCAGCGGUUCAGAGGUCACUCUGCCCGACUCCUCCGUCUCCUGCUGCCGACAUCGCGCGUGGGUUCACGAUGGCCAGCUGGAGACUGCUUCAAGCGCAGCUGCUGCUGCUGCUGGGCGCAAGCGGUUGGCCUCGCGCAACCGGCUCCGAGUCCCCGGUGCGGCGGGAGCUGUCGUGCGAGGGUCGUCCCGUCGACCUGCGCUGCCCGGGCAGCUACGUCAUCGCCGUCAGCUCGGCCUUCUACGGCCGCACCGACGGACAGAUCUGCGAGUCCGAGGCGGCCAAGAUGCAGAACACGGCCUGCUUGCAGGUCGAGAGCUUCCACAUCGUGGCUCGGAGGUGCAACAACAGGACGUGGUGCCACGUCGUCGCUGGCAACGAGCUGUUUCCGGACCCCUGUCCCGGGACGUACAAGUACCUGGAGGUUUGGUACAAGUGCGUCCCCUACAUCUUCCCCUGCCCGGGCAGCAUCCGCCUUGUUGGCGAGGCCUUGCACCUCCUGCAGGCGAAGCAGAAGGCCGGCUCGUGGUGCCGCGACCCGCUGCGUGCCGACGGCAAGGUGUACUUCAUGCCGUGGAUGCCCUACCGCACCAAGAGGCUCGUGGAAUACGCCUCCCUCCAGGACAUCGCGGCCAGGCUGCCGCUCACCAACUACCAGCUGCCGCACCGAGUGGACGGCACGGGCUUCGUGGUGUACGACGGAGCCGUGUUCUUUAACAAGGAGCGAACGCGCAGAAUCGUCAAGUUCGACCUGGGCACGCGUGUCAAGAGCGGCGAGGCGGUCGUCCCCAACGCCAACUACUACGACACGUCGCCCUACCGCUGGGGCGGCAAGUCCGACAUCGACCUGGCGGCCGACGAGAACGGCCUGUGGGUCAUCUACGCCACGGAGCAGAACGAGGGGCGCGUGGUAGUGAGCCGCUUCAACCCGUACACGCUGCGCGUCGAGGCCUCUUUUGAGACGGCCUACGACAAGCGCUCGGCCUCCGACGCCUUCAUGGCGUGCGGCGUCCUCUACGUCCUGCGCUCCACUUACGAGGAUGACGGCGACGGAGCGGCGAACGGCACCGCAGGAGGAGGAGGGGUGGGGGGGGGGACGAGCGACCGCAUCGAUUACGUGUACGACACCAACUCGCGACGGGAUGCACGCGUCUCCAUCCCGUUCCCCAACCCGUUCCAGUUCAUCACGUCGGUGCAGUACAACCCGCACGACGGCGCCCUCUACGUGUGGAACAACCACCACGUGCUGCGCUACACGCUGCACUUCGCCCCGCUGGAUCCCACUGCAGUCAAUAUCCUCGACUCAAAGAGCGCACUGGGGGAGCCUGGCUGGAUUGCCUCACCACCUGAAGGGUGGGAAGAAAUAAGCGGGUACGAUGAGUUCCACACGCCCAUUCAGAUGUACCAAGUCUGCCACGUGAUGAAGCCCAACCAGAACAACUGGCUGCGGACUAACUGGAUGAUGCGCGGCGGUGCCCAGCGCGUCUUCCUCGAGCUCAAGUUCACGCUGCGUGACUGCAACAGCAUCCCGGGCAUCUCGGGCACGUGCAAGGAGACCUUCAACGUCUACUACCACGAGUCGGACAGCGAGCGCGUGUCCGGCAUCCACGAGAGCCAGUACGUGAAGGUGGACACCAUCGUGGCCGACGAGACCUUCACCGAGAUCGAUCUGGUCGGCCGCAUCAUGAAGCUGAACACGGAGGUGCGUGACGUGGGCCCCCUCACCAAGAAGGGCUUCCACCUGGCCUUCCAGGAUGUGGGUGCAUGCAUCGCGCUCGUGUCCGUGCGCGUGUACUACAAGCGCUGCCCACGCACCGUGCGCGGCCUGGCCGUCUUCCCCGACACGGUGACGGGCGCCGAAUCUUCCUCGCAUGUCGAGGUGCGCGGGGCAUGCGUCGAGAACUCGGUCGAGGAGGAGGCGCCGCGCAUGUUCUGCAGCGCCGAUGGCAAGUGGCUCAUGCCUGUCGGGAGGUGCGUCUGCGGCCCCGGCUACGAGCAGGCGGUGGAUGGGUGCCAAGGUGUUUUGUGCAGCAGGAAUCUUCACGACGAGUUCGCAAAUAAGUCGGCCGCUCUCGUCUGGCACAGCCACCAAGGGAGGAGGAAGUGGAGGAAGCACCCCAAGUUGGGGUUGCUGCUCCGACAAGCCAACAGCUGCUACCCAAAGUUCAUUUAUUAGGUAGAGCCCUGUGAGCCAUUCGGCUCUUGAAUCGGGUGCAACCGCAACAAACAAAAAACUAAAACAUGAACAAAAAACAUCUUAAAGCAGUGGUUCUUAACCUUUUUGGAGGUACCGAACCCCACCAGUUUCAUAUGCGCAUUCACUGAACCCUUCUUAAUUGGAAAAAAUAACCUCCGCCGAACCCCUGAGACUGACUCACCGAACCUCUGAGGUUCGAUCGAACCCAGGUUAAGAACCAAUGCUUUAAAUCGAAAUAAAAAUUUCAUCUCGACGUUAAGUCCUGUUAUUUGGUUGCUUCUUUUAAUAACGCGUGGGAUGGACCGGGUGUCGCCGUGCUGAGAACAGUGCGCGAUGAAACCGACCACCUGAGUUUGAUUCUCCGUCACAGUGUACACACACACACAGUGUGUACACACACAGUGUCUACAGUCUACACACACACAGUGUGUGUACACACACAGUCUACACACACACAGUGUACACACACACAGUGUACUUACACACACAGUGUGUACACACACAGUGUACACACAGUCUACACACACACAGUGUACACACACAGUGUGUACACACACACAGUGUACACACAGUGUCUACAAACAGUCUACACACACACAGUGUGUACACACACAGUGUUUUGUCGGGGACACAAAGGCGGUCGGGCGUGCCUCGUUCCUAUGGCGGGGCUAGUUGUGGUGCUCACUUUACGACGGCCGGUGGUGUUGAUGAUGGUGAUGACGAUGUGAGUUGAGUCGUCCCCCAACCAGGGAUUGAACUGGCACCCUUCUUCGUUCGAUGGUUAUUAUUUGUUGACGGUAAUUAUUUUGAUGUUGGGUUUAAAGUUACCUUUGCUGAAUGCGCCUAUUGACACUGGGCGUGUGUUGAUUAAAAGCAGUGCAACAUGUGUGGAGGAUAGAACUAAAUUGCCAAUAUAGAGUUUGACGUAAAAUUUAGGGAGCAAAACCCCAGCACUCAACUUGAUUUUCAGGUUACGGUUCAGAGGAAAUUAUUUGGUGGUUGCUGAAAAUUUUACAGUUUCAAAUAUUCUGGAAUGCGUCCGAAGAAGUAUUCAAAAGGUCGACCGAACAUGCAAACGGUAGUGAAUGGAACCCAGUG
This is a messenger RNA of Lethenteron reissneri (Far Eastern brook lamprey), 3390 nucleotides long. RefSeq names its product adhesion G protein-coupled receptor L3-like. The record is from RefSeq and is a predicted model, not a curated record. Gene Ontology annotation, cellular component: membrane. NCBI's taxonomy places the organism in Eukaryota, Metazoa, Chordata, Hyperoartia, Petromyzontiformes, Petromyzontidae. Gene Ontology annotation, molecular function: ATP binding; protein binding; carbohydrate binding. Gene Ontology annotation, biological process: cell surface receptor protein tyrosine kinase signaling pathway; protein phosphorylation.